Messenger RNA from Chaetomium fimeti, 1172 nucleotides. RefSeq lists its product as uncharacterized. The coding region runs from base 174 to 806 and encodes 210 amino acids. NCBI's taxonomy places the organism in Eukaryota, Fungi, Ascomycota, Sordariomycetes, Sordariales, Chaetomiaceae. The record is from RefSeq and is a predicted model, not a curated record. The transcript is spliced from 2 exons.
GUCGAAUACCACAUGGCUUUUGCCUUGCACUAUCCAACGCCGUAGGAGGGGUUUGUGAGGGGUGGGUUCUGAAAUAUAAAAGGCGCCGCCCCUCACUCAUUCCCCAGCAGUCACCUCUAUUUUUUUAAGCCUUCCAGAAACUUAACUGCCUGCCCCCAAACGUCACCGUCGUCAUGGCACCCACAGAUAUAUUCACCAUCACCGCCGACCCGGGCACCGACAUCUGGCGCAAGCCUCCCACGACCGACGUCUUCAAUGCACCCACCGCCCUCACCCCCGCCGGCCCCCACCCGCAGCGCACCUCCGGCCCGCUAAACGCCUUCCUCUCGGCGCGCCUCUCGCUCAACUUCACGCCGCAAGAGACAUACGACCAAGGCGGCCUCUUACUCAGCCUCCGACGCAAGUCCGACAGCGACAACAACGCCCCACCCUCCAAGUGGAUCAAGACGGGCAUCGAGCUGUACAACGGCGCGCCGCGCGUGUCGACCGUUGGGUGCGACCGGUGGGCGGACUGGUCCGUGGCCGACCUGCCCCCUUCUUCGUCAUCUGCCUCUGGCGGGGAGACUGGGUGGACGACGGUGGUGGUGGAGAAGGACAAGGACGGCAACGGGACGGGGCUGUGGGUGUACCGGGUGGCGGAGGGCAGCGGGGAGAAGGUGCCGCUGCGGGAGAUCUGCUGGGUGUUUGGGGAGGAUCCCGAGGCGUGGGAGGUCGAGGUGCACGCGAUGGCGGCGCGGCCCGAGAAGGGGGUGCAAGGGGGGUUGACGGUGGAGUUUGCGGGGCUGGAGGUCAAGUGGGCUUCUUAGGUGGGUGAGUUAAAUGUGGAUGGGGAGGAGGUUACAUGUCACAGUCACGGAGAUGGAUAAGCAAGUGGGCCGGGGACGUUGUUGAGGUGGCCGAAUGUGUUUUCUUUUUUUCGUCCCAUUACCUAGCCCCUCAAGCGGCCGGCGUAGAGCCUUGCGGGAACCGGCGGGAUGCUAUCUAGCGUGCUGCGCGCCCUCUAGGGGCGGCAGAAAGAUACCAUCUCAUACCCAUCCCGAUGAUAUAAAAGCCCGAAUUCGGUUCGUCAAGAAGUCAAAGUCGUCAUCAUCAUCAGUCGUUACAAACGAGUGACCGCCCUACUCUGCGCGGCGAAGUAUUGCAAGCAACCAUGCAGGUUCCUUUUUUUUUUG